AUGUUUCCUGAAAAGAGAGAUCUCUCGUAUUUCCUCCCCUUCGGCCCCGCACCGAGCCUGAGCACGCUACCGUCGGACGCGGGAUUCGGCGGGAGCCGCGAAGCCGGCGUUACAACCGGCGUUGCCGCCGGUGGUGUUGCCGGCGCAGGCACGAGCUACGGCUUCAGCGGUGCCGGCCCGGCGGGGUUUAACACGGAUGCGGCGAACACAGCGGCGUCGCGGCUGUACGCGACGGGAGUGGCGAGUGGCGAGACGUUAGCCGACGCGAUAAUCGACAUUCGCAGGGAGCUGAGUCUCAGCGAUGGUAACCCUCGGCUCGCGAAAGGCCUCGCUGAAUUCUUCGACGAGAUUCUCUCCGAGGAGGAAUCUCAGGAGUUUUUCUUCUUCACGCUGCCCGGAAUGGCCUCGCUCGCUCUCCGUCUCCCGAGCCUCGUCUCCCAGCAGGCUCGGAGCGUGGCUCGGGCAGCCCAAGCCGCAGCGCAAUCCGGCAGCAGCGGGGGGAGCGGAAGCGGCGGAAGCGGAAGCGGAAGCGGGAGCGGGGGGAGUGAGAAGUGGCGGAGGGGGACGCAGAUGACGCUGCAGCUGCUGAGGCCCGCAGCAGCCGGGGCUUGUGCUUAUAACGCAGGAGCUUGCUGCGGCGCUAUUGGUGGGCGCGUUCUUCUGCGUGUAUCCCACGGCCGGGCGCGCGCAGGAGAGACUACCAGAGAUCAACUUCGACCGCCUCUAUGGAAUCCCAUCGUUCCCCUCCCCAUUCCCGUCCUUUCCGAACCUCUCAGCGGCAUAUACGAGGGCUCGCCGCAACAACAAGAGAAGCUGCGCUGCCUGCUGCACUACUUCCGCCGAGUCGUCUCCUCCAUGCCUCAGGGCGCCGUCUCCUACGAGCGCAAGGUGCUGCCGCUCACUGCUGUCACACCCGCCACUGUCACACCCGCUGCUGCCGCCCCGCCGACCCUCCACCCGUUCAACACCCCCGGUACUGACACACCAGGCCACCUAAAGCAACAGCAGCAGCAGCAGCAGCAGGAUGUAUUGGGUUGGGGUGGGGAGGCAGGGGAGGGUGGAGGGCGGGGAAGUGGGACCAUGAGACAAGGCGGAGGUAGUUCGCCGCCCGGAAGCGGUGGGAGUGGUGGGCAGGGUGGGCGGCACGGUAGCGGUAAUGGCGGCAGUAAGGGCAGUGGUCCGACAACUGGCUCGGAUCCGAGCCUGGGAGGGUCGUGGGGGAAGGGCGGGGAAGGAGGGGGGUUGCGGAGUGGAGGGAGCACCAGGAGCUUCGGGGGGAGCUGGGGGACGCUUCCCCCUCCCCCUGGCGCGGACUUCUGGGGGACAAGGCGGAUUCCGCUCUGCGCCCUGGUGGUGCCCAUGCACCACCAGGUGCACGAGCGCGGCACAAUAGAGGACGACGGCACGGGCUGUGUGCAGGUGGACUUCGCCAAUGCCUUUGUGGGCGGCGGCACGCUCGGCUCGGGGUGCGCGCAGGAGGAGAUUCGUUUCGUCAUCUGCCCGGAGCUCAUCGUGGGAAUGCUUUUCCUGCCCGCCAUGGAGAACAACGAGACGAUUGAGAUCGUGGGGCCCGAGCGGUUCACUAGAUACACUGGCUACGCAGCAACGUUCAAGUUCGCCGGGGAUUUCAUCGACACAGCCCCUCGGGAUUCCCUAGGCCGCCGCCAGACGCGGAUAGUAGCCAUGGACGCGCUCUCCCACGCAGCAGACCGCCAAUUCCGCAGCUCCUAUCUCCUCAGGGAGACCAACAAGGCCUUCUGCGGGUUCCUAGACCAUGCCUCUGCCAGGGGUUUCGCCGGCGGGUCGAUUCUCGCGAGUAAUGACAGUAAUAGCCCGGUGUUUUUGGAUGGUGCUGCGCAAAUGUCACUGUCGAGGGAUUUUUUUAGUGGUGAGGGAGGGGUGGGGGGGUCUGUGUCGGGGUUUCGGAGGGGGGAGAGAGGGGGGAGUGGGAGUGAAGGGGAGGGGAGGGGGAGUGGAGGUGAGGAAGGGGGGAGGAGUUUGGGGGAAGGGCGUGGGGGAGAGGAGAGGGGAGCGGGGGGAGGGAACGAAGGGAUGAUUGUUGAUGGGGGCGGGGUGGCGCCGAGAAAGAGCGGAGGAGGGAGGGGGGGAGGGGGGGGGGGGGGAGGCGGGGGCGGGGGAGGGAGAGGAGGAAUAAGAAGGUACUUUGAGAGGAGUGGAGGGACGAGGAGAGGGCAGGGGGAGGGUGCAUCUGGGGGUUUAAUGGGGAAUAUGGGUACAGGGCGGGGGGAAGGAAGGCAGGGGAGUGGGGAAGGCAGUAAGGAGGGCAGUGGAGAAGGGGAAACAGGAGUGGUGAGGGGAGUGGAACUGAGAAGCGAAAUGGGGGAAUGCAGACAGGUGGUGAUAACAGAGGAAAGGGCAGCGGAAGUGACAAUAGCGAAGGGAACCCUGCAGACGCCGCCACAGCUCGCUGCCCGAGUGAAGCAGCGCCUCGGCCUGUGGGGUUGUGGUGGGCGGCCAUGGGGAGAGGAGGAGAUGGAGGUAGAGGGUGAGGCAACCCCAAUGGAGGAGGACUAUAUCGAGGACAAGCCAGUAGACGUUCAGAAGGCUAAUGACGACACAGAGAUGAAGGAGAAGGAAGUGAGGGCAGAGGGGGAGGACGCACAUGACAAGCAGGGUCAAUCCGCAAGCCAGGCUUCUGGAGAGUCACCACAGCUGGGCAGCGCCAAUAGGGCGUCUGAGCAGACACCGUCCCCAUCCCUGCCCUUCGUGCGGACUGAUGCUCUCAUGACAUCAGCAGGAGGGUUGAUGACAUCAGCAGGAGGGUUGAUGCCAUCAGCAGGCGUUGCUGUGCCUGCGGGGGCGGUUUGUUUCCCCUCCAUCUCCCCCCAGGGCACCGGCACUGGGACAGGGGGAACUGGCGCGGGCACAGGGGGAACUGGCGCGGGGACAGGGGGGAGGACGUGGGGAUCAGGGGCAGCCACUGGAGGGGGGAGUGGCGGCGCCAUAGGGGGAGGGACGGGGGAACUGGGGGAACAGGGGGAAGGGGAG
Molecule: messenger RNA, 3009 nt
Organism: Closterium sp. Naga37s-1
Lineage: Eukaryota; Viridiplantae; Streptophyta; Zygnematophyceae; Desmidiales; Closteriaceae
Source: the annotation of a GenBank genome assembly